This is a messenger RNA of Petromyzon marinus (sea lamprey), 978 nucleotides long. The record is from RefSeq and is a predicted model, not a curated record. Lineage: Eukaryota; Metazoa; Chordata; Hyperoartia; Petromyzontiformes; Petromyzontidae.
GUCUGUCUGUGUGUGUGUUAAGGUUGCACCAUGUCGAGCCCAUUGAAGCUGAUCGUGAGCGCCGAUUCCAACCGUGGGGGGCGGCGCUACAUGGAGGACAUCACAGAGGUCUCCACCGAGGGCGACGGGGACGCCAUCUUCCUGGCCGUGUUCGACGGCCACGGCGGCCCCCAGGCCGCUCGAUUCGCCCGCCGCUGCCUCUGGCCCUCGAUCCGUGCCCAGCCCGGGCUGUGGGGCGCCACCGACCCCGCGGGAGUUUGCCACGCCAUCCGUGACGGCUUCCUGGCGUGCCAGCGUGCCAUGUGGGAGGAGCUGGGGGACCUCUGGAGCUACGACUUUGCGAGCGCCCAGUUUGUGGUCUCCCCCGAGCCGGACGUCAGCGCCUACAGGCUGGACCCAGGGCACCACCGCUACCUGGUGCUGGCCACCGACGGAGUCUGGGAUGUCCUCACGCCCACAGAGGCCGUGGCGCUCUGUCAUCGUGCGGACGCACAGCAGCAGCACAGCAGCAGCAGCAGCGGUGUAGACCUGACGCUGGCGCAGGCGCUGGUGGCGGAGGCGCUGUCCCGCUGGCACCGGCUCGGCACCAAGGCCGACAACGUGAGCGCCGUGGUGGCGCGGCUGUGCCCGUCGGCGGCGUCGCCGGCUCCCCGGCUCGGUGCCGACGGCGCCGCCGGCGCCGUGCUCGUUGCCGGCGGAGGAGGAAUGGUCGCUGGUGGUAGUGGUGGUGGCGCCGUCCGUGCGUCAGCCCUGGCCAGGAGUGGAACCGAGGUUCUACGAGGGCCGGGCACCGAGGAGCUACCCAGCAACAACAGCAGCAGCAGCAACAACAACAGCAACAGCAGCAGCGGCAACAGCAGCAGUGGGAAGUUCACUCCACUGCUGGCUGACCUGGGCUGCAGCCAGGAGGAGAUUCCCAGCAAGCGCAGCCGCAGGAGCGGUCCUCACGAGGGCACCGCCUCAGACUAGCACCUCAGA